Molecule: messenger RNA, 387 nt
Organism: Ostertagia ostertagi
Lineage: Eukaryota; Metazoa; Nematoda; Chromadorea; Rhabditida; Trichostrongylidae
Source: the annotation of a GenBank genome assembly
AUGCUCUCACCCGGCCUUUUGGUUGCAGCAUCAGAUGUGCUUGAAGACGUUUCAGCUUUUGAAAAGAACGAUCCGACAUCAGACAUGAUCCUCUUCGCCACCGAGUCAAAUCUUAAGGUAGCAUCGGGUCACGGUGUGUUCGUGAUGGAGAACGGUUGCCUGAAAUCGGUAAUGCAGAAACCGUCUUUGGAGGACAUGAGAGCUGCUGGAGCGAUUUUACCCUCAGGAAACGCCCUCACAGAUUGCUUCUUCUGGAUUUCAUGGCGAGUGUGCGAAGAACUGAUGUUGUUGUCAAGAAGUCGUGGUCCCUGCUUGGUAGAAACUUGCUGCUAUGGUGAUUUUAUGCGUCCGCUCGGCUCAGAACCUCUUCUGGACUAUUUGACGAAA